Messenger RNA from Hippoglossus stenolepis (Pacific halibut), 2064 nucleotides. RefSeq names its product protein phosphatase 2, regulatory subunit B', epsilon isoform b (gene ppp2r5eb). Gene Ontology annotation, molecular function: protein phosphatase activator activity. Gene Ontology annotation, cellular component: protein phosphatase type 2A complex; cytosol; nucleus. The transcript is spliced from 14 exons. Bases 577 to 2016 code for a protein of 479 amino acids. Lineage: Eukaryota; Metazoa; Chordata; Actinopteri; Pleuronectiformes; Pleuronectidae. Gene Ontology annotation, biological process: signal transduction; protein dephosphorylation. The record is from RefSeq and is a predicted model, not a curated record.
UGUGUGUUAUGUGCCGUGGUCUGAGCAGCGGUGUUGACAAUAGGCUGAAAAGAACCAGCCCCGGAUCACACGCGAGCGGAGGAAAACACCUAAAUCCUGGGGUUAGGGGACGAGCAGCACGCAGAUCACCGACGGGGAUGUGAACGCGUUCAGCGCAGGCUUUUUAUUCCGCCGUGUUCGCUCGUUAAUGGAAGUUUGAGGAUUAUUCCGUUGGACGGACUAGAGGCUGCUCGCGGGUUUGGGCUGUUUUCAGGCCAGACAUUUUUUCCUGCUGCUCCGCCGCUGCUUGGGAAAAGCUGUCCGCACCGAGCUGGAGGUAGCUAACGCGUAGCCCGCUAGAUUCCCCCCCCAAACAUAGGAUCACUCCUCGCCGCCGUCUCCGUUGCGAACCCGCAGAGGAUCCAGGUAAAGUACUCCGAUCGGAGCGCCCAGCGCCCAGCCUCGCGGUCGGCUGCAGCUUGUCGGGCUCGGGUCGGGACUCGGGACUCGGUGUGUGUUUCCCCGGUCGCUCUGUCAGUCUGUGAGCGCUAGCUAACGGUAGCAGCAUUAGCACUGCGCCUGUUAUUUACAUCUGGGAUGAUGGGUGAUCGCCCAAGUCCGCCCAGCAGGGCUAUGUCCUCGGCAGCCACCACAUCUCCAUCUGUGGACAAAGUGGACGGAUUUUCACGGAAGUCUGUCAGGAAGGCCAAGCAGAAGCGGUCGCAGAGUUCGUCCCAGUUCCGCUCUCAGGGCAAACCCAUAGAGCUCACGCCCUUGCCUCUGCUCAAGGACGUGCCAGCGCCGGAGCAGCCUGAGCUGUUCCUGAAGAAGCUGCAGCAGUGCUGUACUGUCUUUGACUUCAUGGACACGCUGUCGGACCUCAAGAUGAAGGAGUACAAGCGCUCCACGCUCAACGAGCUGGUGGACUACGUGACCGUCAGCCGGGGCUACCUGACAGAGCAGGCCUACCCUGAGGUCGUCAAAAUGGUGUCUCACAACAUAUUCCGGACCCUUCCGCCCAGCGACAGUAACGAGUUUGACCCUGAGGAGGACGAGCCCACGCUCGAGGCCUCCUGGCCACACUUACAGUUGGUAUACGAGUUCUUCAUCCGGUUCUUGGAGAGUCAGGAAUUCCAGCCCAGCAUUGCCAAAAAGUACAUAGACCAGAAGUUUGUCCUACAGCUCUUGGAGUUGUUUGACAGCGAGGAUCCUCGGGAGAGAGACUACCUGAAGACAGUCUUGCAUAGAAUCUACGGCAAAUUCCUGGGGCUGAGGGCUUUUAUACGAAAACAGAUCAAUAAUAUUUUUCUACGUUUUGUUUAUGAGACGGAGCACUUCAACGGGGUGGCUGAGUUGCUGGAGAUCCUGGGGAGUAUAAUCAAUGGUUUCGCUCUGCCACUGAAAGCAGAACAUAAACAGUUUCUGGUCAAAGUGUUGAUCCCCCUCCACACUGUCAGGAGUCUGUCCCUCUUCCACGCACAGUUGGCGUAUUGCAUUGUACAGUUCCUAGAGAAAGACCCAACAUUAACAGAACCAGUCAUCAGAGGCUUACUGAAGUUCUGGCCGAAAACCUGCAGUCAAAAAGAGGUGAUGUUUCUAGGGGAACUGGAGGAGAUCCUGGACGUCAUCGAACCAACACAGUUUGUCAAGAUCCAGGAGCCGCUCUUCAAACAGAUCUCCAGAUGUGUCUCCAGCCCACAUUUCCAGGUGGCAGAGCGAGCUCUGUACUACUGGAACAACGAGUACAUCAUGAGUCUGAUCGAGGAGAACUCCAGCGUCAUCCUGCCCAUCAUGUUCGCCAGCCUCUACAGGAUCUCCAAAGAGCACUGGAACCCGGCGAUCGUAGCGCUGGUGUACAACGUCCUGAAGGCCUUCAUGGAGAUGAACAGUACUUUAUUUGAUGAACUCACAGCCACUUACAAGUCGGACCGCCAGCGUGAGAAGAAGAAGGAGAAGGAGCGGGAGGAGCUGUGGAAGAAGCUGGAGGACUUGGAGCUGAAGCGCGGCCUUAGGAGCGACGGGAUCAUCCCAACUUAACGAAGACAGCGCCGCGCUCCCCCACCCCGACUCUCUUCCCCACCUCCC